Molecule: messenger RNA, 1224 nt
Organism: Acomys russatus (golden spiny mouse)
Lineage: Eukaryota; Metazoa; Chordata; Mammalia; Rodentia; Muridae
Product: complement C5-like
Exons: 11
Biological process (GO): inflammatory response; complement activation
Cellular component (GO): extracellular region
Molecular function (GO): endopeptidase inhibitor activity
Source: RefSeq, a predicted model, not a curated record
AUGCCCAGAGGUAACUUCAAGCAGGUGACAUAUGUGGUCUUGAUACCAUCUCAAGCCAUGGGCUUUUGGGGAAUGUUUUUGGUUUUGGUCUUCCUGGAGAAAAGUUGGGGACAGGCGCAAAUGUAAUGUCGUUAUUUCUUGAGCACACAAAUAGUCUUCCGAGUCGGAGUGCCUGAGAACAUUUCACUUGAAGCCCACGGCUUCACUGAUGCCCUUGAGGCGACGAUCUCUGUGAAAAGUUAUCCUAAUGAAGACAUUAGUUACUCUUCGGGUUCUGUUAAUUUAUCGCCAGAAAACAAUUUCCAAAACUAUACAAUCUUAACAAUUCAGGCCAAACAGUUGUCUGAAGGACAAAACUCAUAUUCCUAUGUGUAUUUGGAAGUCAUGUCAAAGGAUUUCUCAAAAUCAGAAAAAGUGCCAAUCAUCUAUGGCAAUGGCUCUCUCCUCAUUCAUAUUGACAGGCCUGUGUACACUCCAAGGGAGCCUGUAAAGGUCGCCGUCUAUUCGCUGGAAGAUGCCUUAGCACCAGUCACUAGGGAAACGGUCUUAACUUUCAUAGACCCUGAGGGAUCAGAAGUUGGCAUAGUAGAAGGAAACAAUCAAACUGGAGUCGCCUCUUUUCCCGACUUCAACAUUCCUUCGAAUCCCAUACAGGGUAGAUGGACAGUUAAGGCUAAAUAUAAAGACGAUGCAUCAACAACCGGAACCACGCAAUUUGAAGUUGAAGAACAUGAUAAAGCUUACAAAAUAACUCUCAUGCCAGCAAGCGCCCGGCCACACAGAGUCGAAGAGCAAGAUGAAGCCCAUGACGUGAGUGUCCAGCCAGCAAAUUCCCUGGAACAGAUGAUAGAAGAAAAAGCUUCUAAGUACAAGCAUCCAAUACUGAAGAAAUGCUGUUACGAUGGAGCCAGAUACAACCACCAGGAGACCUGUGAGGAGCGAGCUGCCCGUGUGAAAAUAGGCCCCAGAUGUGUCAAAGCCUUCACCGACUGCUGUGGGCUGAAUACGUUAAAGCAUUUCCAUCUGUCGAUGCACCACCAUCAACGUUAAGUAUGACAUUUUCUAUCAGAACCUUGCCAAAUCUGGGUAAUAUUGUGUGAACUAAAUCCCCUAAGAAAAGCAGUUUUCAUGUCUUAGUUACAACUAAAAGUUGAAAGGCUUUGUCAUGCCCAGAAAAAGAGUCUGUUGUUUUUCUUGGGAACCGGAAGCACUGUAGAGCAUAGA